AUGGCCGUCCAGAACCCCCCGGUGCCAGAGGAGAAGCUCGGAGUCCCCUCUCGCAACCCUCUACCUCUCUCAGCAUCACAAGAAGCACAAGUCCGAGACAUCUUCUACCAAAAAGUCAUGACCACUAACAACCCCCCAGCAUUCGCCGCAUGCGCCCUCGGCCGCACAUUCACCGUCUCCUUCGCCUGCCGCGCCGAACACCGCUCCAUGAACAGCUGCAUGAAGCUCCACGCCACACAAUCCGCACACGACGAGGCACGCGAGGAGUGGUUCGCCCUACGAAUAGAGCGCCAGCGCGAACGCGAGCGAAAAGCCAGAGUCGCACAGGCCCAGGAGGAGUUUAUGCGGGAGUGGUGGGGACUGCCGGAGCACGUGCGGCUGUCGAGACAGAAGGAGAUGGAGCAGAGGGGGGAGAGGAUACACGGACUUACGGCGAAGGAUAGGCCGAGGGGCGAGGGACAAUGA
Molecule: messenger RNA, 465 nt
Organism: Fusarium mangiferae
Lineage: Eukaryota; Fungi; Ascomycota; Sordariomycetes; Hypocreales; Nectriaceae
Exons: 2
Coding region: 1-465 (154 amino acids)
Source: RefSeq, a predicted model, not a curated record